Molecule: messenger RNA, 1122 nt
Organism: Cryptomeria japonica (Japanese cedar)
Lineage: Eukaryota; Viridiplantae; Streptophyta; Pinopsida; Cupressales; Cupressaceae
Exons: 5
Coding region: 1-1014 (337 amino acids)
Source: RefSeq, a predicted model, not a curated record
AUGACUGCUGAUUGGAAAAAUAGCUGUUGUCCAUUAAAUCGUCGUAUCAAACGAAAGUGCAGGGAAAGCUUGGGCCAAUUUCCUGUAAUGCCAUUCUCUCGUUUACACCAGAAGAGAUCUUUUCUGCCAAAGUGUAACAAACAGUGGUAUUUUUUAAGUCCUUGCCACCGGAAGUAUCCCAGUGGUUCACUUGCUAAUAGGGCUACUGAAGCUGGGGCAGACCUCCAUGUGGAGAAAAAACUGAAAAAGGAAUUCAAGAUAGGAGCUGGUUUGCAGAAUGCUUUUGUAUUAUGCCAUGUUCUCAAAAAGAAUGAACUUCCAGAAAAAAGUGGUGGAUUGCAAAGUGCAGAAAUUGAGAAGUGCGAUUCAUCUCCUAAAAAUAGAAAUCCCUCCUGCGAUGAAGACAAGUCUGAAGACAGGUCAAAACAACUAGAAGAGGUUCAAAUAUAUUCAAGUUUACCAAAUAUUGCAGAAGAUACUGCUGGACCUAAUAUGUGGUUAGGACCUGGCAAGGACACAAUUAAUCAACAGGUUGAUUCGAUGGCAAAUGGUUUACGAUCAAAUUGUGAGUUUGGAUGGCUUCCAUCAAACAACAAUGAGUUUCCACAAGUUCCAGCUGAUAUAAGCUUUACGAGGCCUGAAGCUACAGAUGGACAUUUGACUGGUGAAGAAAUGGAUGAGUAUAUUGACGAAGCAAAUAUCAUGGAGGAAAUUCUGCGUGCAUGUCAGGAUUCCCAGAAUUCUAAUAUGGAUCAUUCUUUCCCUCAGGAUAGCUAUGCUGACAUCUCGAAUGGUAAUUAUAUAGAACUUAAUGACUUUGAGAAUUGUGGUUCUUCCCUUUCGUUUGAUAGUGUAUUCAACAAUGGUAGUCCUGAAAUCCAAUUACGACCUCGCAGUCCAGCAUUGCAUAGUUAUCAGCAUGAUGUGUCAUCUGAAGGUACAUACAAAAGAAGAGUUCGCAUAAAGCUGUCCAUAAAAUUGAAGCUUCAGCAGGACCAAAUGAAAAAUUUGUAACCACAAACAUCAAUUGUGCAUCAAGUUGUUGUUGGAUAAUAUGCUAUGCGUGCAUAUAAAAUUAGUAAUAUCAAAUAUGUAGUUGGAAUUUUUAGAGAGAUUCUAAAU